Molecule: messenger RNA, 1752 nt
Organism: Apus apus (common swift)
Lineage: Eukaryota; Metazoa; Chordata; Aves; Apodiformes; Apodidae
Product: keratin, type II cytoskeletal cochleal-like
Biological process (GO): keratinization; intermediate filament organization
Cellular component (GO): keratin filament
Molecular function (GO): structural constituent of skin epidermis
Source: RefSeq, a predicted model, not a curated record
AUGGAGGAGGAAGCUGUGGAUCUAGGGGGUCCAGUGCUGCUUCUGAGGCUGGAGAACGUAGCUCUGGAGGUGGGUGGUCUUCCCGAGUGCAUGGUUACGGGUCUGUCUAUGAAGGUGGCUCGUAUUCUUCUGGAGGCGCUUCCCAUGAAUGUGUAUAAAGGAGGUGCUGAGGGGUGUCAGAGCAGAGGGGCCCUUUCUGAGCUGCAGGCUCUUCUCUCCUCCAGCCUCUUCCCCUCCACAGCCUCUGCCAGCAUGAGCCAGCAGCUGUCAGCUGGAAGGUCUUUCCAUGGAAGAAAGUUCUUCUCGUCAUUUUCUGCUGUCAGUGGCGUGAGCCGCUGUCGAUGCAGCACUUCCCCCUCUGCUGCAAUGUUUGGAAGAGGAUCUGGAGCCUGGAACCACAGCAGCCAGAGCCUCCCAUACACAGCCAGGUAUCAAUGGGUUUAUUCUGGCGCAGGGGCUCUCAGUGAUGGUGGGAGUCACAGGUUGGGUUUCCGUGGCAGGAGCUGCAGAAGGGAAGGUAUCCGUGUGGUUCACAUCAACCAGAGCCUGCUGCAGCCCCUCGAGGUGGAGCUCAACCCCGAAAUCCGGCACAUUCGAAAGCAGGAGAGAGAACAGAUGAGGAGCCUCAAUAACCAGUUUGCUGCUUUGAUUGACAAGGUGCAGCAUCAGGAGCAGCAGAACAGGGUGCUGGCCACCAAAUGGGACCUACUCCAAAAGCAGGUCCUGCCAUCCCAGAAGAAUAUCAAGCAUGCCCUCAACAGCUUCAUUUGCAGCCUGCAGAGGCAGUUGGACUCACUGCUGCAGGAGAGGGGGCAGAUGGAGCCUGAGCUGAACAACAUGGAGAAGCUUGUUGAGGAGCUCAGAUGCAAAUAUGAGCAGGAAAGGAACAGACGCACAACAGCUGAGAAUGAGUUUGUAUUACUGAAAAAGGAUGUGGACUGUGUCUAUUUGACCAAGGCAGAACUGGAAGCAAAGCUAGAAACCCUAAAGCAGGAGAUGGAGCUCCUGAAAUGUGUUUCUGCUCAGGAAAUGGCUGAGCUGGACAGAAGUCCUUGUGACACCUCUGUCAUCGUGAAAAUGGACAACAGCCGAGGCCUGGACAUGGGGGGUGUCCUCCAGAGUGUUGACUGCUGGCUUGAGGACCGAGCUCAGAGAAGCAAGGCAGAGCUGGAUUCCUUGUACAGCACUAGGUGUCAGGAGCUCGAGGAGACAAAGAGGAGACGUUGCGAGGAACUGAAGUCCCACCUGCAAGAGAUGGAAGAGCUGAGUUUUGUGAUCCAGAGCAGGCAGUGUGACUUUGAAAAUGUGAAGAAGCAGGUGUCCUCUCUGCAAACCUCCAUUUGUGAUGUUGAGCAGCGUGGGGACUGUGCCCUGAAAGAUGCCCGGGAGAAGCACGUGGAGCUGCAGAACGCCCUCCAGAAGGCCAAGGAUGAGCUGGCUUGCAUGCUGCGGGAUUACCAGGAGCUGCUGAACGUCAAACUGGCCCUGGAUAUCGAGAUUGCAACAUACAAGACUCUACUGGAGGGCGAAGAGAGCAGGAUACACCUUGGGAGCCCAGUGAGAGUGUUGAUCACCACCCCUUGCAACACCAUCUUGGGCUGUGAAGCUGACCUGGGACUUGGAUCUGGCAGGCAGUCCAGAAGAUGCAGGUCCUCCUGCAGCACUGAGCUGAAAGAGCCCUAUUGUUUUGACUUCCCAAAUGUCGCUUUGGAGAAGGCCCUGAGACAGUUGGCAGACAGGUCCACUGUCUAA